AUGGAGGGACAAGAAAAUGGUGUCAUGACUUCAGAAGCAAGCCUUAUUCUAGAUCUUAAAAAUAUGAAUGGUUUACGAGAUGUUGUUGAUACUUCUAGACCCGAUAAUAUAAAACAGUGUAUGCCAGAGGAAGGAGCUUCCUAUGAUGGUGAAAACAGAACAUCUUUUGCCCAAGGAAAUUCCAUACCAAUCAAAGGAGAUAAAAUCCCAAGUUCCAGCGAGGAGCUAGAAAGAAGACUUCAGCAGCAGAUCGAUGACAUUAAUUCCAAGCGUAAAAGAGACACAGAUUUACUAAACGAUUUUAAGAAAGCCCUUGAAACGCAAGUAAUGAAUUCAUGUAGCGUCCUCGAAGAAGCAAUUGUAAGUUCGUACGAAGAGCACAGUCAGCCAAUCGAGGAAAAGCUACAAGAAAACUUUGCUGCUUUGGAGAGAAUAAGACAGUUGGAAAGUGAACUGAUGAAUUUUAAGGAAACAUUAGGUCUCUUGUAUACGGACAUGCAAAACGUAUAAGGUAACAUGGUUAUUCGCACUGA
Molecule: messenger RNA, 533 nt
Organism: Actinia tenebrosa (Australian red waratah sea anemone)
Lineage: Eukaryota; Metazoa; Cnidaria; Anthozoa; Actiniaria; Actiniidae
Product: synaptonemal complex central element protein 2-like
Biological process (GO): synaptonemal complex assembly
Cellular component (GO): central element
Source: RefSeq, a predicted model, not a curated record